Molecule: messenger RNA, 5611 nt
Organism: Bombus impatiens (common eastern bumble bee)
Lineage: Eukaryota; Metazoa; Arthropoda; Insecta; Hymenoptera; Apidae
Product: treacle protein
Exons: 12
Coding region: 476-5323 (1615 amino acids)
Source: RefSeq, a predicted model, not a curated record
GACGACGCUUCGUCGAACCGUUCGUCGUUCGAUCGGUUCUCCACGUUUGGCCUCACUCGUCUCUUCUUAUCCCUCUUUCGUUUAAUCCUUCUCUAGUUUCCUGUAUCUCGCUCUAUCUGUCUCUCGUGCCUCCGCCUCUUUCUCUCUCGCUUUAUCUGUCUGUGUUCUCGCAUCUUUCUCCACCUCGAUCAUUCGAUUCACCGGUUUCUUCCUCUUCUUAGCUCCGCAGCUUCCUUCUUCUCUUGUCUUUUCGGCUCGAACCGCCCGCGUGUCACGGUGAAGCGAACGUGGUGCACGCUGCGGGUGGUGGUGCUGGUGCUUGGUGUUGGUGGUGGUGGUGGUGCUGGUUGUUUUGGUGUCGUCGAUGGUGUCGGUGGUCGAUGGUGAUCGGUGAAUCCGCCUCGAGCGAUCAGGAGAUCUCACCCUUGGAAACCUUCCGCUUUCGCUCGAUCGAGGAGGGGAGGCUGCUCGAAUCAUGGCGUCCUACAGGAGCUACGGUGACACUGGCGCCUACCGACCCAGAGGCAAUAUUGGCAUCGCCGCGGGUACAUUUGGAAGAACGACCACGUCGACUGGCAGCGGUCUUCCGGGUUGCAGGAACAGCUACUCGUCGUCCAUCGGUUCCGGUUCCAGCCGAGUGCACGGCAAGGAGAGGGUUUCUGGCUUCGGAAACGCGUUCCUAAAGAAAGACAAGUUCGAGGAGAAACCUACCUUUAAGUAUUCGACUAACAAGGACGCGGACAAAAACAGACUGCAUCCCAGUAGGUCGUCGACGGAGGACGUAGGGGCGAAAAGUCCAUUAUCGAGCAGCAGAUCCUCACUGUUCGAGAAGUACUCGUUUCCAGCUACUAAAGCUUCAGAGAGGCCCGCCUCCGUUUUGGACAGAUAUAACCGUGCCACUUCCCGCGAGAAGAGCAGAGAGCCAGACGGAGUAUCGCGAUACGGAUCCAACACGUAUCCCGGAUCGAGCUUGGCUCGAACUUAUGGAAACGAAAGUAGAAUCGAGAAGAAAGAGAGGUCCGAUCAUCCGCCGGUUUCCUACCGUGGAUUACGGCCGAACUCUGGGAGAAGUUCACGCGAACCUAGCCCGGAAGUCAACGUCGGAAAAUCGAACUCCUUCAGAAUGUAUUCGAGAGCCCCAUCCUACGGUCGAUCCAGUGCCACUUCUAGUGCCUCCGAAUCGAGCUCGGCGCCAAUCUCCUCGAGAUUCGGCUCGACAGCUGGUAGCAGGUUCCUUUCAUCGAGAAGCAGCAACGACCGAAUACCGGCAGCCAUAAGCUACUCCGGAUCGGACAGGUUCCGAACUUCAGGCAGUAAGCCUAUGCCGGCAAAUUUAAAGGACGAAGACACCGUUAAAUCCAACGUGGAAAGGAACGCGACUCAAGAAAAACGUUCCACUCCUGUUAAAUCGGAAGAAUUAAAAGUCGACAACAGACUUCAGGACAAUGAGACCGUUACAAUGGUUACGAGAGGUACGUCGCCCAGUCUACCGGCUUCUUCGUCCUUUGUGAGGAGCAGAAGAGCCGACAUAGGCAUCGCGAAUCAAAGGGAAGUCGCGCGAGUUCGAAAGAAAACGGAGACGAAGAAUCAAGAAGUUCAGAGCGAAAGGCUCGAGGAUGCUUCGAGAUUUUCGCGAUUCGGAGGCGGUGGACGAAUCUCGGGGACUCCGUGGUCAACGUAUUUGGACAAAUUUUCCUCGAAUUCGAGCGGAAGUGGCGUGUACGCCAGAGGAUUUAACGGAGGUACGACCAACUCCAGAGUAAAUAGCUUCGCGUUCUCGAGAUCGAACGACGCUUCGAGAAACGACUCGACUUCAAAAUUAUCGCCUAGUUCUAGUCAAGAAAUCCACGGUAAUAGGAACCAAAAUGAACAGAGUACUAAAGCGUUCGGCGGUUUAGGUUUCGCGGUCACGAAAACGGAUUCGAAAGCGUCUACGGGUAACGAUCCAAGUAAUUCCAAUCAGACGGAGGUUAAAACGCACAAUGGCGAGGUUCGUCCAUGUAGCGUCGGCAAGAUCGAAGUGAAAACCAGUCGUUUAGCGAAUCCUUCGGUUUUAAAGAGAGACAACUCACCGCACCAGCCUGGUGUUGUCAAGUCGCCAGAUUCCCGCGAAAAUACUUCCAAGAGCGAAGAACAGCAAAGUAGUAGAGAAAGUUCGACGUCGAAGAGCGAGGAUAGCAGCCAGAGAAGACCAUCGAUACCGAGAUUAGGUCGUAUCGCAAUGAAGAACGAAGGCAAGGUUACGAAGUCAUCAUCGAGUUCGUCGACUAAGUCCGAUGGAUUGCGGGAAAGAAGGAGCUCGACACCUAAAUCUGACACUAGCUCGUUAUCGAAACUAGAUGAAUCUUCUAGGAUAGUCGAGGGUCACUGCCAAGGACAGAGUAAAGAAGUCUCCGCGUCUAAAAGCGAUAGUGUUUCUUCUACGAAAGAUUCUUUCCAAAGCAAUUCGUCCCAAAGCCGAUCCACAACACCCCAGUCGCGAAGCGGCUCUACGAAAAAUCUCUGCCGCCAAAUGACACGGACCGAUUCGUCGGAAGGAUCCGCUGUAAAUGUGCCAAUUGGCAGAUCGAAAUCGACGUCAGCCAGUUCGGUGACGAGUCAGGGUGCAAAAAUAAAGGCGACGCCGCCACCAUCGCCAGGGAAAUCUUCCGCAUCGACCGUCUCUUCAGUGAAUCUGAGGCAGGGCGGAUCACCGGAUGCUCGUGGCAAACCACCUGUACCGAAGAGCGAUGCCACAUCGGUGUCCGCAUCUAAGAGCAUCGUGCCAGUUAAGUACGUGAACAAGGAUUUUCGAAAGUCGACGUUAAACAUGGAGAAUGGCGACCCGUCGCAGUCAAAGUACAGCAGGAAGAAGAAGAAUCAACGAAGCAUGUCCGUCAGCUCUCAAGAUUCGCAGUCCGAACCGAACUCCGAACCGAAUAUCCAUCGUCCAGCUGCCCCCUCGGAAUCGAGCUCGAGUUCCGUGAAAUCGAAUAGAUCGAGGCUGAGAAUGCCAUCAUCCGGUACGUCGUCGAAGAGCAUCGGUAGGAAAAGCGAGUCGACUAGUUCGUUGAGGCCGGAAAAUUCGAGGAGCAGCUCGAAAUCUCCUUCCGGGAAGAGAAGCAAGCAAGACGGAAGCUCGAGUUCCAGCGGCGUUAGCGAGUCGAAUUCAUCGAAUUCGUCGAGCAGCGAGGAGGAAGACGAUAAUAAACAGACAAGACCAGGAUCGAGACGUCGUAAAAGGAGAACGUCAAAAUCUCCUUUCUGCGAGAAAAAAGGGAAGAUAAGCGCAGGGUCGUCGAGGACGAGCGUUUUGGCGUCAUCCACCGACGAAAUGUCUUUGACGAUGGACAAACCGCCCAGACCGCCGUCUAGUCCCAGAUCGAAAAGCGAUCGUUCAGGGAAAACGGAGGAGGCUAAAUCAUUCCUGAUGAGGGCCCUCGCACCAGUGACGAAUCUUUUCAAGAAUAAGCAUCAAGAUUCCAGCGAGUCGGGUAAAUCAGGUGGUUGGCUGGAUUCCAACGAGGAGAGCACGGACGCGAAGAAGUCAGAGCAAAACGGUACGAUCGCUUUAUCGAGGAGUCUAUCGAAGAGCUUCAGUUUCACGAACUCGGAGAAGAACGACGACAAGAGACAUUCUAGCGUGAGGAUCAGGCGGAAUUUUUCCGGGGAGCAACCGUGGUGGAUGGAUCCGAACUCCGACAAUGUUCCUGAAGGCGUCGAAACGGGAAGCGUGUGCAACGAAGAUAUCAGUCAAGAAACGACCGUCAGUAGUACCUUACCUGACGAUGGCAAAUUUAAAUACAAAGUGUGGAGACAAGAAUCAGAGGAACGAGCUUGGUGGUUAGAUUCAAACGACAGCGCGGAAGAUGCGAGGAAACAGUCGACAACGAUUUUAAGACAAGAAUCAGGAGAGAAGGCUUGGUGGCUAGAUUCCAAUGAUAACGUCCCGUCGGAAGAAACGCAGAGACAAUCUUCCGCAACAGUUUUAAAGCACGAUUCGGGAGAUAGGGGUCGUUGGUUAGACGGAAAUGACAGCGUCCUUUCGGAUGAUGCCAAAAAACUGUCGCGACCGACGAUAUGGAGACAAGAAUCGGGGGAAAGAGCUUGGUGGUUGGAUGCAAACGAUAGUGUUCCGUCGGAGGAAUCGAAGAAGCAAUCGUCUAUGGCGUCUCCUGUUUCGAAACGAGAGUCGAGUCGUUCCAGUACUCGGUCCAACGAACGAAGAAAUCGACUCAGGCACCAGCAAUCCGGCGAACAAGCAUGGUGGAUGAACGACAAUCCUGAGAACGUACCUGAAGGAGUCGAAGUCAUUCCUGUCGCUACAACGCCUACGCAAAAAAAUAAUAUCUACAAUGAUGAAGUGGACGACAGUCAAACGUACAACAGAAGUAUAAAUAAAGUCAGGCACAUCGAGUCUGGUGAGAAACCAUGGUGGAUGGAUAGCUCGUCAAACGUUCCUGACGGUGUCGUUAAGAUUCCUAUAGAAACGUCGAACAGCACCUCCGAUUCCUCCGAAUCGUUCGAGAAAAUCGAUAUUGGCGUUAACCCUGAACCUGAGAUAUACGCGAAGAGAAACCUUUCUAGAUUCCCUAUCGAGUUUCCGCCACCGCCGCCCGAUGAGCCGCUUGGGGAUCGUGCCAGUCCUGAAGGGGUGGAGAAUCCUCCAGAUCCGCCUGACAACUAUGGCGGACGCGAUUCGCCUUACGACAAUGUUCAGUCGACACCCCGAAAAUCGUCGCCAAGGAAACGACCUUCCACGUUACCAUUGUUCAUCGGCCAGCACACCAACAUCGACGAUUUAUUGGGCGACGCGACCACCUUGUGUCCAAGCCCUGUCUUGUCUCGAAUUCGUAAACGCGAACGCAUCGGCGAGGAUUCGGCAGAAGAGAGUUCAGAAUGCGAAGAGAUAGACGCCACCCAAGUGAUCAUCCACGACAGCACUCCGCAGACACCGGUGAUACAACGACGACAUCGGGACAACGAGAGACCUCAACCCGACGGCUACAUUCCGGGUGUCCUUUGUAGCCGGGACGGAAUAGGGAGGGGGUUGACCGCACGGCGGCGCCACUGUCGCCUUAGUACAGGUGUCCGUGGCGUUCAGUGUCGCGGCGGCCGCUCGCGAGAUACUCACUUCAAACCGAUCGAUCGAUGGAAGAGCGCGAAAAGCUGCAGGGACAAAAUAGCGGCACUUUUUCCUCCGUCACGAAUCUCCAUCGUCGCUCAGACAAAAAUAAAUCGGCAGCUUUCCACGGCCGCUCGCGGUGUGCCUCUCUUUUUCUCUCUUUCUCUCUCCUGUUCUCAUAAAACAAACUCACGAACGGAUGAGAAGUGGUCGGAGUAGAGAAAGAGAAUAUCGGUUCACCGCGAUCAAGGUAUUCACGUGAGCCUCUGUUUCGUCGUCGAGCCGGUAGACGCGAAUGGAACGUGAGGAGGAAGAAAGAGACACGGGGAAAAAGGAACAGAGGGCUGGCGUGAACGGUGGAGACAGCGCGUUAGAGAAAGAAGGAACGAGAGCAAGGUUCGUUUUCUCGGUUGGUUGUAGCCGGCGACUCGAAUGAAAAUAAAUCGGCGGUACGACGAACUGGUUCGUGCGUUCGCGUAAAGCGGUCGUGCGGUCCGGUAAAACAGA